CUUGAGCUAUACAACAGUGAGCUCUGAGACUACACAUCUCAGCACAUAUUCCCCCCCAUCAGCAGCAGACGGACAGUUUCCUGAUCGCUGCUGUGGCGUUAUCAAAGAGGGGAGAAUGGCGCACAGACUGAAUGGAGAGGACAUGCCUCUGGAUAAACUGGGCAACAUAGAGGCACACACGCCCCCCUCUAGAAACGGCCCCAUGAACUUGAAUCACUACGCCACUAAGAAGAGUGCGGCUCAGAGCAUGCUGGACGUUGCCCUGCUGACGGCCAACUCGUCUCAGCUGAAGACCAUCCUCUAUGUGGGGCCUCAUUAUCGUUUCUACAUCCCCCUCCUUGUCCUGCUGUCUCUGUCCAUCUCCUUACAGGUCUUGGUGGGGCUGCUGCUCGUCUUUAUUGUGAAGUAUGAUCUGAACGACGAGAGUAAACACGCCAAGUUGAACCGGAUGAACAACGUAGCGACAGUGCUUGUCUUCUUCACCGUCCUCAUCAACAUCUUCAUCACAGCGCUUGGACAUGAGGAAAAUGCUGUCAGGUCAUCAGGGUCACCGGUGAUGUCAGAGCCUCCGCUUUCCCUUCUGCCCUCCGACCUGAACAUGGCUGUUGGCAUUUAGACCGUUUUGGACCAAAAUAAGACUUUCUUUGU
Messenger RNA from Perca flavescens (yellow perch), 648 nucleotides. Its product is annotated as ninjurin-1. Gene Ontology annotation, biological process: tissue regeneration; cell adhesion. Lineage: Eukaryota; Metazoa; Chordata; Actinopteri; Perciformes; Percidae. The record is from RefSeq and is a predicted model, not a curated record. The transcript is spliced from 4 exons. Gene Ontology annotation, cellular component: membrane. The coding region runs from base 116 to 616 and encodes 166 amino acids.